AUCAGAACACAGUUACAAUAGCGAGUGAACGCAAAGCAAUCAUUCUGUGGUGAAUUAGAACUGCAAGUCUUCUUAUAGCUAUUUGCUCCAAAAUGAAGAUUACCGUACUUAUUCUUGGCUUAAUCUGGAUGUUUUGUUUAUUUGCUGGCACCUAUGCAGAAUCAACAGAGGGGGAUUGCGGUGAAGAAGAAGAAACCACUAUCCAACCUAACACUUUAAUAAGCGAAUCUACUUUGGGGUUGCGUCGUCAGAAGCGCUUCACCUGCGAUCUGUUGAGCGGCUUCGGCUUUGGUCACAGUGCUUGUGCGGCUCAUUGUGCACUUCGGGGCAAUCGUGGCGGUUACUGCAAUGAUAAAGCCGUGUGCGUCUGCCGCAAUUGAAACCCAGUUACCGGGAGGGAAAGAAAGAAAUACAAUUUUAAGAUCAUAGCAAACAAACUUAUUUCAACAUUUUGGGUUGUAAAGGUUGUAAUAA
Molecule: messenger RNA, 474 nt
Organism: Anastrepha ludens (Mexican fruit fly)
Lineage: Eukaryota; Metazoa; Arthropoda; Insecta; Diptera; Tephritidae
Product: defensin-like
Exons: 1
Coding region: 93-380 (95 amino acids)
Biological process (GO): humoral immune response; defense response to bacterium
Source: RefSeq, a predicted model, not a curated record